Molecule: messenger RNA, 2619 nt
Organism: Thunnus maccoyii (southern bluefin tuna)
Lineage: Eukaryota; Metazoa; Chordata; Actinopteri; Scombriformes; Scombridae
Gene: tm4sf4
Product: transmembrane 4 L six family member 4
Exons: 5
Coding region: 943-1554 (203 amino acids)
Cellular component (GO): membrane
Source: RefSeq, a predicted model, not a curated record
AGUCACCAUAUCUCAACCCAAUUGAACACCUAUGGGAGAAUACCUAAAAACACCUUAUCAAGACACUUUUGUUGGUUUUUCCUUUAAUUUAAGUCUGUACGUAAUUAUUAGCCCAAUUAGUGGUAAAUUGAUUGUUAUUAGAUACACCAAGAGUUGAACUACAGAUUAGACAAUCCUAAAUGAUGAAGAAACUCUUCCUGUUAUUCACUAAACCUGUGGUAGGUUCACAUCAGCCACAUCAGCCCCACGAUAUCGACCAACUGUCUGUCACUUCCAGCUCUGUCUCCACGUACACAAAACACAUGGUAGAACAUUAACCACUGUAUCUUCACUGGUGUUUCUGUGUGCACACACGGGUAUGUAAUCCUACAUUAAUGGCUCAGUGUCUGUUUGCAUGCGGCCGCAAACUUGUGUAUGUGUGGUUGUACGCGCACGUGAGUGUGUGUGUGUGUGUGUGAUAUCCUGCUAUAUUACAGCUGGCUGCUGUAAAAGUGAAGCAGUGACAUCACACAGUGAGACAGGAGGGCUACAAUAUAAAGGCUCAAAUGCAGCAUCAACAAUCCUCAGACACAGGACAGGUGAGGUAGACAGGAUCAUCUAGAAGGUUUGGUAAAGUGGGCAGCUUUUUGGAGAAAUAACCAAGCAAAAAUAGGUGUAGGGAGAAAUUUAGCUAUAGGUAGGGCCAACAGGUGUACUGUUAUUCUCCAGUGUAUUGAUUUUUUAACGGCUGACCAGCUUGGUAAGCAGACAAAGACUGGACCAGACUGAAUCCUGACCUUCAGUUUUAGAAGCCAGAUCCUUGUUUUUGUCGGUUUAGUUUAGUUUUUUAAUUCCAUCCUUUUGAAGAAUCACCUUAAGUGGAGUUUUGAAGUCCACGAGAUACUUCUCUAACCCCAGGAGUUGUUUUUUUUUAUCAGAGGCAGAUCAAGCAUCAGUGUCAGAAUGUGUUCAGGCAACUUUGCCAAGUGUCUGGGGAUCACUCUGAUACCUCUGUCGAUUGUGUGUGUGCUGUGCAAUGUCCUGCUCUUCUUUCCUGGUGGAAAGGCUUGGGACACCGAACACAUCACAAAAGAAGUGUGGUACUUUGGAGGCAUUUUUGGAUCUGGAUUGUUCAUGAUUUUCCCAGCUAUGGUCUUCCUGGGUCUGAAGAACAAUGACUGCUGCGGUUGCUGUGGCAACGGAAGCUGUGGGCGGAGAUUUGCGAUGCUGAGCUCCAUACUGUUUGCAGCUGUGGGUGUUUUGGGGGCCGGUUACUCCGUCAUAGUUUCUUCUAUUGCUAUUAGCCACGGACCUUUGUGUCUGUUUAAAAACGGGUCAAAGACUGAGUGGACCUAUCCCUUCUCCGAUGGCAACUACCUGGACCACCAAGAAUCCUGGUCGAAGUGCAUAGACCCGCCCAAAAUAGUGCACUGGCAUGUCUCCCUGUUCCUUGUGCUGCUGAUCAUGGGUAUAAUCCAGGCGGUGCUGUGUGCUGUGCAGGUGGUGAAUGGCCUGCUGGGAGCUCUGUGUGGAGACUGCUGUACCUGCUGUGAACAGAACAAUAGAACUGUCUGAGCACUUCCUGCGGCUGUGAGAACCUGAGGGUGGCUCUUCUUCCUGUGUUUAUUCCAGUUUUAGGAGGACGACAGUUUCUUGCUUUAUGCUACGAUUAUACAUUUUGGCAUAAGAGCUUAUUGAUUGCAGUGUGUGAAUUAGCUAACAAAGCUGGUGAAAUGAUAGAGCUCGGGUUUAAAGGGAUACUCAUUUACUCUCUUGCAAACACUAAUCACUCCAUCUUCUCAUUAUUAGAUCUGAAUGUUAGAUUAGAUUAGAUUGAUUUUCCUCUCGCUGUGUUUGUUUGUAUCUCUUGCGUUUUUAGUGACUUCAGUGAACUCAUUAAAUCAAUAUAGAUUCUAUUUUUGAUAUACAUAUGAAAAGCAGAUGGGAUAGGGCCAUGAUAUUUAUCUUUAAAUGUUAUGUUUUAAUAUCUAGACAAACAUAAACAAACCUGUUGGCAAAAUAUACAAUUUUCUGAGUAUCAAGAUGUUGAGUCUCUCUAUUGAGGUAAGAAACUAUUUCCUGUUGCAUGACUGCCCCCUGUUGCGCAUUUUGGUGUUGUGUGUAAGUCUGAAGGGGUUCGAAGACUGUGAGACAGUUUUAAUAUGCCUCUGUGUGAUAAAGUUCCUGUACCGACACCAUCAAUAAAAUCUUACAUCUUCGUAUAUCUGUGUGAAAAAGGUUGAUAUUAGUGAUACUGACACAGCAAUGAAUUUCACUAGUUAUCUAUGGUUUUAAACAAAUGUGUUGUAACGUAUUUCCACUCCAAACUAUUUUCUCAGUUAGUGGGGUUAUUGAAAGAUUUUUUUCAUAUCUGGGUGUGCCACAAGAUAAUAUUUUUCACUGAUAUUAUUUUAAAACAUCAAUGAGAAUGCAUGUUACUACCACUGGGAUUUUGCACUUCUCUUUUAUAUACUCUUUCAUAGUGUAUGUGGGCUUUCUUAUAUGGUACUAACUUGUCUGAUGCGUUAUUAAAGUAUAUAUAUAUCUGGAAGACUGUAUUUUACUGAUGUAAUCUUUGCUAAGCAUUGUAAAGAAAAAAAGAGAAAUUGCAGCAUUGUGAACAGCAGAAAAAGUGAAAUA